Molecule: messenger RNA, 645 nt
Organism: Penicillium maclennaniae
Lineage: Eukaryota; Fungi; Ascomycota; Eurotiomycetes; Eurotiales; Aspergillaceae
Exons: 2
Source: RefSeq, a predicted model, not a curated record
GGUUAUGAAAAAUCUCAUCCUCACACGAAUCACCAUGGCUGUCACGGAAAUUGCACUGCUCCGCCUCAAGACCCCCGAGCUUUCUUCUACUCGAAGAACAUCUUCAAGCAGGUCCAACAGGCUCAAUCCGAAUGGUCUGGCUAUCCCGUUCAAUGUGCACGGCAACUUGAGGACUCGAAUUAUUUCUACAUCUUCGAUGGAUGGGAAUCUGUCGCACACCACUGCGGAGACUGGAUCAAGUCCGAGACGAACCAGAAGUUUCUUACGCAGCUCAAGGAUGAUAUUGAUGUAGAGUGGAUGUUCCAUCUGAGCAUGGAGCCUUCGACAUGUACCGUUCCUCUCAAGGCCCCUAUCAUCGCUGUGAACAGAUACUUCGUGGAUCACGAAAAGAAAGCCGAUUUCGACGCGGCGUUCAAGAACGUUGGGCCCUACCUAGGUGCUCAUACUGCACCGUUCACCUACACCGGCGGAUGGAGAAUUGAUAAAGAAGGCGGUGACGAGGAAUUUGUUGUUUUGAGCGGAUGGAAAACGACUGAAGACCAUGACGGCUUCGCAGGAGCUGAAGGAUUGAAAGAGUUUGGUGGUACCAAGGAUGCACUGAGCGCGGCAGAGAUAAAGCACGCGGAGUUGGAGAGGUGGGAAUGA